UGGCUGUUUGACUGGCUGAAUAUAAAGUUAAAAUAUCAUGUUCUCUCUCUUUCUCUCUCCAUAGCUACUUGUCCAAAGGCCCUGCAUUGAUCAGUGAGACUUAGUGGAUUACCGGACCAGUGUUUCUAUGGUGAUGGACUGACGGUCAUACCCAGUCUACUCUGGACUAAGAGUGGACCUUGGAGGGAAGGACCACCGAGGACCACCGAGGACCACAACUGGCUCCAGCACCCAGACUUUUAGACCAAGCCACCCACCUACCCAGGCACCAGUGACUGAAACAGGGGGACUAACAGACAACCUGAGGAGAAGCCUCUCUCUUCCUAUCUUCAUCUCUAUCGUCACCUGGAUCUCUAGAUUCUUCUAGUAGUCAGAGAAGCAUCAGGAGAAGAGGAGAAGAGUGAGAGUCCGCACAGUCAGCAGAGGGCCAUAGAGGAAGUGGACAACGAGGAAAAAAGACCAGCAAAGAUUGUUCUCUGCCAAACUGAAAGGGAGUUUUCCUCCAUCUCUGUCGCUGAGGGAAGCGGUCAUUAGGGGCCAUGAGUUGCUGCUGGGGCUACCGUCAUUGUAUCCCUCCGACGCGGAACACUUAAAAUGGGGUCUAUGUUACCAGCUACCAUGGCCGCCAAGCGGCAAGCCAUGCUCUAAUCGCCUAGGCAACAACCUUUCUGUGACCUACGACUUCCUGUCUCUACUUCCUGCUCUGGCCACACCCCUUCCUUACCUGUCGCCCAACCUGAUUUCAAACUUGCCUGCUUCCUUUCCUAAUAUUCUCCCCUUUCUCUUGUUUUCUUAAUAAGAUAACCCCUCCUAUCCUCCCUUCCUCCCUAACGAUGGCCAACAGGUUUCUCCACCUCCCCUCCAUCCCGCUCUCCCUAUCCCUCUCACCAUCCAUCUUCCUCUACCUUCUCCCCCCAUUACUUCUUCUCCUCCACCUCCCUGUGUCCGUCCGGGGGGACUGCUGGCUGAUCGAGGGGGAUAAAGGCUACGUGUGGCUGGCCAUCUGCAGUCAGAACCAGCCCCCGUAUGAGACCAUCCCCCAGCACAUCAACAAUACGGUCCAUGACCUGAGGCUGAAUGAGAACAAGCUGAAAGCAGUGCUAUUCCACUCCAUGUAUCGCUUCACCAACCUCACGGACCUCAACCUCACCAAGAACGAGAUCUCUUACAUAGAGGACGGGGCCUUUACCCAUCAGGCCAACCUACAGGUCCUCCAGUUGGGUUACAACAAGCUGACCAACCUGACAGAGGGGAUGAUGCGGGGCCUGGGCCGCUUGCAGUGCCUCUUCCUCCAGCACAACCUCAUCGAGGUCAUUGACAACAAAGCAUUCGAGGAGUCCAGCUCCAGCCUCAGCAGCAUCGACCUCUCGUCCAAUAAGCUGGCCCGGAUCGAUCCGUCAACGUUCACCGUGCUAAACCGGUUAAUGGUCUGCGAGCUGGCAGGAAAUCCUUUCCAUUGUGGAUGUGAUCUGUAUAGUUUUCUGACUUGGUUGGAGGCAUUUAAUAACGUGACACAUACAUACGACAGGCUGCAAUGCGAGACCCCCGGCGAGCUGUUUCUCUACCCGCUCCUGAGCCCCGUGGCCGGGCACGGGCGCAGUGCUCGCACCAUGCUCGCCACCAUCUGUCGCGACGGCAUGAUCAUACCCGGGAUCACGUCUCAACCCGGCACCGACUGGGAGGGCUCCGGGAUGGGCCCGGAGAUGGACGGCCGGGUCGGGCCGUAUCAUCAGCCGACAGCGUCGUCCACGGCCGACCCCAACUUCAACCCCAGCAUCAAACUCCAAUGGGUCACUCUGUCUGCAGCCAAGCUGUUGGUCCAGAUCCCUAAACCAUACAGCAAGAUGUACGUCCUGGUUCAAUACAACCAGAGCUUCGUCUCGGACAUCCAGAACCUCAAGGAGAAGAAGGAGAAGGUGACGUUGGUGGAUCUCAAACCUCACACCAACUACACCUACUGCGUAGUGUCUAUAAGUAAAAACCAGCGCAACAACCACACGUGCAUCUUCUUCGCCACGCGAGAGGCUGGCCCUGACGACCACCACGCCAACCCGUCAACCAUGACGCAUUACAUCAUAACGAUCCUGGGGUGUCUGCUGGGGAUGGUGAUCGUGCUCGGGCUCGUCUACUACUGCCUGAGGAAGCGUCGGAUGCAGGAGGAGAAGGAGAAGGCGAUCAGCGUGAAGAAGACCAUCUUGGAGAUGCGGUAUGGACCGGAGGCUGCAGCACAGGCAGCUAACGACCCGGCAGCCAUGCAGCAUCUCCAGGAACAGGCCCAGAACCAGGGGCACCACGGAGGUCACCUCCACGGAGGAGGGGGUGGCGGGGGUAAUAAACUUCCCCCCUCCACCUCCUCCAGCUCCGGCAUGCUCCACGGUUCGGCCAACACCACCUCCUCCCGCCUCUCGACGCUCCCCCAAGUGGAGAAGAUGGCCACGGCGUUCUGUGAAGCCAUGGCAACCAAUAAAGGGAACUAUAUGGACGUGAGGACUGGGGCAGGAUUACCGGGAGACGGGGGAGGAUUAUUACUGGCAGGGGGAGGAGGAGGAGGGGGGGAGGCGAUACUGGUGGAUAUGCGAAGCAUCAACGGUUGCAGUGAAGAUGGAAUGGACGUUGGGAAUGAUUCGGAUGACGACGGGCACGGAUCUGCGUCGGAGAUCUCGACAAUCGCCAUGGAGGUCGACAAAGUCAACCAGAUUAUCAACAACUGUAUCGACGCGCUCAAGCUCGACUCCCUUGUUGCCACGGCAACAUCUGGCGACAACCCUACUUCUCCUCCACCUGCUUGUAUCACCUCCCUCGCUCGGAACCUUAUCCCCCUCUCUCAAGGCCUCGCUGACACCUGCCAGAUGCUCGCCUCCUCUCCCAAAAUCCAUGCCCCUCCCACGAUGACCCCCGUCCCCCUCGUCAUGCCCCUCUCGGAGCGUCCCGGAAUCAGUGGAGGGGGGUUUCUCUCGCCACCCUACAGGGACCCACCACCGGCGAAUGCCGUACGACCCUUACAGAGGCAGUUGAGCGAUACAGGUGUGGUGGUCAUGGGUGCUGGGAAGAACCGAUGUAGCGUGUCCUCGGCUGGAGGAUCCAUGAAGAGCACCAGGGUCUUCAGUCUGGAUGUCCCGGAGCCCCGCAGCCCGGGGCCCAACUCCUGCCCUCCAUACCCAGAGAAGGGGAGCCCUGUUGGGUGUGGGGAAACCAUGGAGAGGCUCCCUCUUGUGGGUGGAAAUGGUAGUGGUUGUGGUAGUGGUGGUGAUGGAAACGGGAUGGGUUGUGGUGGUGGGAACGGAAUGGGAGGAGGGGUUAAUGAAGGUGGGGUGAAUGUCAAUGGAGGUGGGGUGGGUUGCGGAGGGGGAGGGAGAGGAGGGGGAGGCCCGGGAAAGCAGCAGCAGCAUCAUCAUCUGGAGGUACAUCCAGACUACCACUGUUCUGAGCACAGGCACUCCUUCCCCGCCCUCUACUACGAGAGAUCCAACGACUCCCCCUCUCCCUCCCCAUCCCAGAAGGCCUCCUUCCUCAAACCCCUGGGACGUACCAAAAGGGACCCUGCCGCCUACUCCCAGCUCUCCCCUUCCCGGCACCACAACUACUCCGGCUACUCCUCCAGCCCCGAAUAUUCCUCGGAAAACACCCUUCGAAUCUGGGAGAGGUUCCGGCCACACAAGAAAGGCCCUCGCGACCCUCGCGAAGAGGCAACGUAUAUCGCUGCAGGCCACGCCUUGAGGAAGAAGGUUCAGUUUGCGAAAGACGAGGACCUCCAUGAUAUCCUCGACUACUGGAAGGGGGUGUCGGCCCAGCAGAAGCUGUGAGA
Oncorhynchus keta (chum salmon) is the source of this 3805-nucleotide messenger RNA. Its product is annotated as protein phosphatase 1 regulatory subunit 29-like. Gene Ontology annotation, molecular function: protein binding. The record is from RefSeq and is a predicted model, not a curated record. The coding region runs from base 834 to 3803 and encodes 989 amino acids. Lineage: Eukaryota; Metazoa; Chordata; Actinopteri; Salmoniformes; Salmonidae. Gene Ontology annotation, cellular component: plasma membrane. The transcript has 6 exons.